AUGGUUGUAAACGCUUUUAUGCUUCAACGCAAAUAUCCUCAAUUGCAAGUAAAUGAUAUCAACUCUCUUAUUGAUAGAUUUAGUGAAAUCGACUUAGAUCAGGAUGGUUAUCUUGACCAAAAAGAAAUUCAAAAAGCAUGUAAGGAAUCUGGUUAUAGUGAUAAUUAUGAUGAAAUCCGUGCCACCCUUAAAGACGUUAGUACAAACGCUUCUGGAAAAAUUGAUGUCGAAGAAUUUAUAGAGCUUGCAGCAAAAUUGAAGGAUGGACGUAAUAAGGGGGCCUUUGAUGUACACCAAAAUAAAAUCAAAGUACAUGGUACUAAUACAAACGUAACACAUACUAUUAACGAAGAUGAACGUACUGAAUUUACAAGACACAUUAAUGGUGUGCUUGCUGGAGAUGCUCAUAUAGGAAAUCGUUUACCUAUUCCAACGAAUACGAUGCAACUUUUUGAUGAAUGCAGAGAUGGUCUUAUUCUCUGUAAACUCAUUAAUGACGCUGUUCCAGAUACAAUUGAUGAACGUGUCUUGAAUACUGGAAAGAAAAUCAAUAACUUUCAAAUGGUUGAAAAUAAUAAUAUUGUUAUAAAUUCUGCAAAGGCCAUUGGUUGUUCAGUUGUUAAUAUUGGUUCAACAGAUCUUAUCGAGGGUCGUGAACAUUUAAUUUUAGGCUUAAUUUGGCAAAUUAUUAAAAGGGGGCUUUUUAGUAAUAUUGAUAUUAAGAGACAUCCUGAAUUAUAUCGUUUAUUGGAAGAAGAUGAAACACUUGAAGAAUUUUUGAAAUUGCCUCCUGAUCAAAUCCUGUUGAGAUGGUUUAACUAUCACUUAAAGGCAGCUGGUUGGGAAAGAAGAGUAAAUAACUUUUCUAAAGAUGUUGCUGAUGGUGAAAACUAUACUAUCUUGUUAAACCAACUCAAGCCUGAAUCUUGUUCUCGUGCUCCUCUUCAAGAACGUGAUUUACUUCGUAGAGCUGAAAUGAUCUUGGAUAAUGCUGAAAAGAUUAAUUGUCGUAAAUAUUUAACCCCUACUGCUUUGGUUGCUGGAAAUUCUAAAUUAAACUUGGCUUUCGUUGCCCACCUAUUUAAUACUUAUCCUGGUUUGGAACCUUUAACUGAGGAAGAGGCUCCUGAGAUUGAAGAUUUUGAUGCUGAAGGAGAACGUGAAGCAAGAAUGUUUACACUUUGGUUAAAUAGUUUAAAUGUCGAACCUGGUGUAUACAACUUGUUUGAAGAUUUGCAAGAUGGUUUAAUAUUAUUACAAGCAUUUGAUAAAGUUGUUCCUGGUAUAGUGAAUUGGCGUUUAGUCAGUAGAAAGCAACCACUUUCACGUUUCAAGCAAAUUGAAAACUGUAAUUACGCUGUAGCUCUCGGACAGGAGCUUCGCUUCUCACUUGUAGGUAUUCAAGGAGCAGAUAUCGUAGAUGGUCAGCGUACUUUAACUUUAGGACUUACAUGGCAAUUGAUGCGUGAAAAUAUUGUACAUACUUUACAAUCACUCAACAAAAAUGGUCGACCUAUCUCAGAUCAUGAUUUAGUACGUUGGGCUAAUGAGACUGUUGUAAGAGGUGGUAAGAACUCAAAGAUGACAUCCUUUAAGGAUAGUAGUCUUAGUACUGGUAUCUUCUUUUUGGAUGUCUUGAACGGUAUCAAGCCUGGUUAUGUAGAUUAUAAUCUUGUGACAGCCGGUAGAACCGAAGAAGAUGCUUUUAAUAAUGCCAAGCUUGCUAUUUCUAUUGCUCGUAAAUUAGGAGCAACUAUCUUUUUGGUACCUGAGGAUAUUGUUGAAGUUAGAGCAAAGAUGAAUUUGACUUUUAUUGGUAGUUUAAUGCAAGUUGAUAGAGAACUUCACAGUCAUGCAUAA
Molecule: messenger RNA, 1860 nt
Organism: Cokeromyces recurvatus
Lineage: Eukaryota; Fungi; Mucoromycota; Mucoromycetes; Mucorales; Mucoraceae
Product: fimbrin
Exons: 6
Coding region: 1-1860 (619 amino acids)
Biological process (GO): actin filament bundle assembly; actin filament network formation
Cellular component (GO): cytoplasm; actin filament; actin filament bundle
Molecular function (GO): calcium ion binding; actin filament binding
Source: RefSeq, a predicted model, not a curated record